Messenger RNA from Brienomyrus brachyistius, 1105 nucleotides. RefSeq names its product trifunctional enzyme subunit beta, mitochondrial-like. The record is from RefSeq and is a predicted model, not a curated record. Gene Ontology annotation, biological process: fatty acid beta-oxidation. The transcript has a single exon. Gene Ontology annotation, molecular function: acyltransferase activity, transferring groups other than amino-acyl groups. Bases 44 to 1105 code for a protein of 353 amino acids. Lineage: Eukaryota; Metazoa; Chordata; Actinopteri; Osteoglossiformes; Mormyridae.
GAGAGCAGCGCACUUGAACUGCGAUUUGUAGGCGAAGGUGAAAAUGGCACUGAUGCUAAUGAAGAGUGUCCGUAACAGCCCAGUGACCUCCUCCUGGGUUGGAUAUACUGUGGCCAGGUGUCUAAGCACAUCCACUCACCUCCAGGCUCCAGGUCAACCUAAAAGCAAAAAGACCCUAGCCAAAGCUAGUGUGAAGAACAUCGUUUUAGUGGAGGGGGUCCGCACACCCUUUCUGAUGGCUGGUACCACAUACAAUUAUCUGAUGCCCCAUGACCUGGCCAGAGCUUCUCUCCAGGGUCUCCUGACUAAGACCGGCCUCCCAAAGGACGCGGUUGAGUACCUCGUGUUUGGUACAGUGAUUCAGGAGGUGAAGACCAGUAAUGUUGCCAGAGAGGCCGCUCUUGGAGCCGAAUUUUCUGAUAAGAUCCCAGCCCACACGGUAACGAUGGCCUGCAUCUCCUCCAAUCAGGCUAUGACCACUGCUGUCGGCCUGAUAGCGGCGGGACAGUGUGACACCGUGGUGGCGGGUGGAGUCGAGUUCAUGUCCGACGUUCCCAUCCGGCACAGUCGCAAGAUGAGGAAGACCAUACUAUCCCUGAACAAAGCCAAGACCUUCGGCCAGAGGAUGGCGCUGCUGGGCAAGAUGCAACUGAGCCACUUUGCCCCUGAGCUGCCUGCCGUGGCGGAGAUCUCCACCGGGGAGACCAUGGGUCACUCCGCGGACCGACUGGCGGCCGCCUUCAGCGUCACCCGCCUGGAGCAGGACGAGUUCACUUUUCGCUCCCACACUCUCGCCAAGAAGGCACAGGAUGCCGGGUUCCUCAGUGAUGUUCUCAGCAUCAGUGUACCAGAGAAGGGCAUGGUUUCCAAGGACAACGGCAUCCGCCCAAGCUCCUUGGAUCAGAUGGCCAAGCUGAAGCCUGCUUUCAUCAAGCCCCACGGCACAGUCACUGCCGCCAACUCUUCCUUCUUGACCGACGGCGCCUCCUCCACUCUUAUCAUGUCAGAAGAGAAGGCUUUGGCCAUGGGAUUCAAGCCAUUAAAGACUUGGGCUGCACGCACGUCUGGAUCCUUGCUCCCAAUCCUUGACCGGUAUAACACAUGA